CAUGAUCAUUAAAUUAAACUCCAACUAAAUCACCUGCAAAUUGCAAUCACACCACCACAUUUCCAUCACCUCCACCGCCGUAUAUUCUCUCCGAUCCGAUCAAACUCAUGGCAUCCGAAGACUCCAUCGAAAUCCCACCGGAGAUCAUCACCAACAUCCUCCACCGUCUUCCAUCAAAACCUCUAACCCGCUUCAAAACCGUUUCAAAAAACUGGCAAUCUCUAAUCUCCGACCCCCAAUUCAUCAAACACCAUCAAAAAACCCUCAACCGCCGCCACCUCAUCUGCGACAUCUACAACACCCCACUCUACUCAUUCCCCAUCAACCCACACCACCAAACCCCACAAAACCUCACCCGCCAUUUACCCCACACCGAUAAAUUCACCUUUCACGGCUCCUGCAACGGCCUCGUGUUAGCUUCCGCUGACGACUUCGAUGGCGCACAUUCCCUAAUCGUCAUCAACCCCACAACUAGAGAAUGCAUACAGGUACCAGAAUCCGGUUAUGAUGUUGUAGAUAAGUUGUUACAAGUUGAUAUCAAGUACGGAUUCGGUUAUGAUCCGUUGACUGAUGAUUACAAGGUUGUUACAGUUUCCUACUUUCAUAAUAAUUAUAUUAUGUUUCCUCGUACAAUGUCUGUGCAUGUUUAUAGUCUUAGGGAUAAUGAUUGGAGGCGGGUGGGUGAUUCGGUUUAUAAUCAUUCUCGUGGGUGGAAUUUGCCGGGUGUUUUUGUUAAUAGCGUUCUUCAUUGGGUUGUUGGUAAAGGUUUGGACGGUUUACGGGUGAUUGUCGGUUUUAGUUUAGCGGAUGAGACGUUUAGUGAAGUGCCAUCGCCCGAGUUUGGUGAUCGGGGUGAUGUUUUGUCGAAGAGGGAAUGUAGGCUUGUUGUUGUGGGUGAAAAGCUUGGUGUGUUUUUUGAAGAUAAGGUGUGGGUGAUGAAUGAGUAUGGGGUGAGGGAAUCUUGGGUUAAGAUUGUAAUAAAUGGGAUUAAUAAGAUUCGGGUGGUUGAUCCGGAGAUUCUGUAUGAAGAUGGAAAGAUUUUGAUGCUGUGUGGUGGUUUAAUGUGGGUGUAUGAUGUUGAAGAAAAAUGUUUUCGUGAACAUAUUGAUAUUUGCGGGGGUGUUGGCGGGGUGAUGGUUAGAGGUAGUUAUGUCGAAAGCCUUGUAUCGCCGAAAUUCAGAUGAAACGGUUAGAAAUCAUCAGUUGAAGUGAAUGGGAGAUGGUGAUGUUGCUUACAAAAGAAGACUGAAAGUGGUGGCAAAGUGGGCGGUUUGGAUCAAGUAUGAUACCCGGUGGGUUGGAUGGAUAGGGUAUCGGGUCAGAGUUGUAUUCGACUUGUUGAAAUUGGUUAGCCU
This is a messenger RNA of Helianthus annuus (common sunflower), 1355 nucleotides long. RefSeq names its product F-box/kelch-repeat protein At3g06240. The transcript has 2 exons. Gene Ontology annotation, molecular function: protein binding. The record is from RefSeq and is a predicted model, not a curated record. Bases 108 to 1184 code for a protein of 358 amino acids. Lineage: Eukaryota; Viridiplantae; Streptophyta; Magnoliopsida; Asterales; Asteraceae.